AUGAUCAAAGAUCUUGAUUGCGAUACCUUUGAUGCAGAGGAGUGUCUAGCACCGGGGUUCUCCACCCAGUCAGCGGACGCGCAAGCCCGCAGUCCCGUCUUCUCGACUGCUGCCAUAUUUGGGCGGGUUUCCCGCGAAUAUCCUCGUUGUGGCGAUUGUCUCAUCAAGCUUGUUCUUAAUCGGCGUCGCUGCGGUCUCGGGCCCCUCUUACCCCAUUUUGCGAAGAAGCCACACCAACGGGAGGUCAUAGUGAAGGCGCUUAUGAAGUACCAGUACACAAUCGUGCAGCCUGAUGCAGCUUUCCACAUGGUUACAGAUGCACAACAAGCCGAGCACACGCUGCUAAGGCCAUAUAUCAAGCACAACAAAAAGGUGGGGGAAAUGUGUUUGAACGACGAUGUUCUCACACAAGACGAGGGGGAACUGGAAGCCGUGAGAAUGGUGAUGGGCGUGUCUCAUCCAAGUAUCAACCGCUUCGGUUAUCUCCUUGGAUGCUUCCAGUUCUAG
This is a messenger RNA of Pyrenophora tritici-repentis Pt-1C-BFP, 507 nucleotides long. The record is from RefSeq and is a predicted model, not a curated record. NCBI's taxonomy places the organism in Eukaryota, Fungi, Ascomycota, Dothideomycetes, Pleosporales, Pleosporaceae.